This is a messenger RNA of Emericellopsis cladophorae, 1224 nucleotides long. RefSeq names its product DNA recombination/repair protein RecA/RadB. Lineage: Eukaryota; Fungi; Ascomycota; Sordariomycetes; Hypocreales; Bionectriaceae. Gene Ontology annotation, cellular component: Rad51C-XRCC3 complex; replication fork; Rad51B-Rad51C-Rad51D-XRCC2 complex. The transcript has 6 exons. Gene Ontology annotation, biological process: DNA repair; reciprocal meiotic recombination; meiotic DNA recombinase assembly. Gene Ontology annotation, molecular function: ATP-dependent DNA damage sensor activity; four-way junction DNA binding; crossover junction DNA endonuclease activity. Bases 1 to 1224 code for a protein of 407 amino acids. The record is from RefSeq and is a predicted model, not a curated record.
AUGGCCAUGAUGUCGCCAGUUUUGACGUUCCCAGCUCUCGUAAGUCCCUCGUUCCUCAGCGAACAGAACAUCCGCCAAUACUGCGAUAGACCGCCUCCCGACAGCAUCGGUGACUUAGACAGCCUGCUUGCGGCAGAGGAUCUUGAGCCGACCGAUUCUACGACCACGAGUGGCGGCAUCAAGAGAGGCCAGGUCACCGAGAUCUGGGGGCCUCCAGGAUCAGGCAAGGUUGCUCUCUCUCUACAGCUAGCUGCAAAUGCCAUCAAAGAUCAUCACGACGUUGCGUGGCUGGACUGCUUCCAAGACGUCUCCUUGAGUCGCUUGAAAGAUGUCUUAGAACAUCACAACGAAGACUCGUCAAGCCCAUCUACCCGGAAGGUUUCCGGUGCUGAGCCAGGCUUGGAUCAUUUUGUCCAUUACAGAUGCUUGACGUUGCCGCACUUCAUUGCAUUAAUCUCCAGACCAACGACAAAAGCUCUUCCGGAAUCUACCAGCCUCAUCGUCAUCAGUUCAAUAGCAGUGCUGAUAAACUCGGCUCUGCCAAAGGCGCCAGAUGGAAGAUUUCAGGCCAAGUUGAAUCGAGGAUCAACAUCCACCGCCAAGCGCCGGCAAGCGCUGCAGAGCAUCAUGAAGUCGCUCCAAACCUUGGCCUCCACCAGGAAUUGCGCUGUUGUCGUCCUCUCCCAAUGCUCGACGAAGAUGCAAAGCGAGCAUGGAGCGACUCUGGUGCCCAGUAUCAACGGCAGUCUGUGGGAUCAAGGGGUCUCAACACGCCUAGCUCUCUUCCGAAAUUGGCAUUGGAAGGAAAACAAGCCAGUACCGAUAUGCUUGGUUGGAGUUCAGAAGCUCGACGGCAAAUCAUUGCAAGACUCCUCCGGGAAGAUCACCAGCUUCGAAAUUACGAAUGGCGGUCUCAUUGCUCACCAACACGUUGGGAAUUAUCUGCUUGAUACAACAACAAAAGCGAUGGGACAGACGAGAACGAAACGCAAGAUAGCUGACACGGGCUUUGAGGUGCCCGACAGUGAAGACGACGAAUACGGCUGGGCAGAAGAUGACGAGGCUGCAAUGCCUCCGCCGCCCUCACAAUGGCAGGGCAGUGAGGAUGUCAUUCUCGGUCACGAGAUAGGCCAGAGCGAUGACGACAAUAGCGUCGAAAACGAAGAAGACGAAGUCGGUGUUGCGAGACCGAUUUCCCCGAAUUCAGGGGCGCCACGCCGCUGA